CGUUUGCUUCGCUUUAAACGUAUAAAAUCUCACCUGCACUACGCGUUCUGGUGUUGUAGUACUGCAGCGGUACCGAGAAUCGAGCAAGCGUCAACGCAUUUUGCGUGUUCAUUUGUUUCGCAUUGCCCUCCUUCAUUUGUUACUUUGCACUCUCUGCCUUCCUCGCGAAUCGAACGCGGUGUGCGUGGCUAACGCUUGAGGUAGUACCAGCGUUCAGGUAGUGCCGCAAGGAAGUGCUCGGAAGUGUUCAACGAAUUCUGCCGGCAGUCGCUAUUGGAUUUUCUUGUGAUACAUACAAAAGUGUAGCUAAUAUUCAAAAUGUCGGGGAUCUUCAGUUUCAUGGACGGUUACAGACAUUUCAUGAAGACAUACACGGAUCCACGAACAGCUGACUGGUUCUUAUCAGGCAAAUUAGGACACUUAGUAGUGAUACUUGUGUCGUAUGUAUAUUUCUGCACAAAAGCUGGUCCGAGGUAUAUGAAGGACCGGAAGCCAUAUGAAUUGAAGACUGUGAUACAAAUAUAUAACCUAAUACAGGUUUUCGCUAGCAUGUAUUUAGUAUACGAGGGAAUUAUGGGUGGAUGGCUGCAUGAGUACACAUUUUCGUGCCAACCAGUAAUUCCAGGUGAAAAAGGAAUGAGGAUGGCUAGAGCAGUUUGGGUAUAUUUUAUGUGCAAAUUAGUGGAAUUGCUAGACACUGUAUUUUUCGUACUCAGGAAGAAGUACAACCAAGUUAGCUAUCUUCACUUGUACCAUCACACACUGAUGCCUAUUUGUGCAUGGAUUGGAGUUUCAUUUUUGCCAGGUGGUCAUGGAACGCUCUUGGGUGUUAUCAACUCCUUUAUCCACGUCAUCAUGUACACCUACUACUUCCUGUCUUCACUUGGUCCAGAGUUCCAGAAAUUCCUUUGGUGGAAGAAACACGUCACCAUUCUCCAAAUGAUCCAAUUCUGCAUCAUCUUCUACCACAACUUCCAAGUGCUGUUCCGCGAAUGCUCCUACCCGAAAUUCAUAAACUUUCUGCUCGCAACGCAAGCCGCAUACUUCCUAUACCUAUUCGGGUGCUUCUACGUCAACCAGUACAUGAAAAGCCAAAAGAAGAAGAGGAAUCAGCAAUUGGCCAAUGAGGCUACUCACGUUGCGUCCAACGGAAAGCUGAAGGACAAUGGAGAAGUCAAAGCUAACGGAGAUGUGACGAAUGGAUAUGUGAAGUCCAAUGAGGAACUGGAAAAUGGAAGCGCCAAACAAAAUGGAUAUGUAGAGAACAAGGCUAAAGUCAAUUAAGUUCUGUGAGCUUCACGGCUGGUGAAUAAAAAUCGGAGCGAUUUGUCAAACAUGAUAGACGUUUGGUUAUAUAGGAACAUCAUAUUGUAUAUCAUAGAUAAUUUUGUUACAAGUUUCGAUGGAAUAGGGAUACAGCAAAAGCUGAAGUUGACAUUGUGCGAAAGUCUUCCCAGUCCAAGGGAAUUAGCCAAAGAUGUGAUACGAACCAAUGUAAAUAGAAGGUGCAAGCCUUCAAUUUGUUUCAUAAUCUCAGUAUGUGUGUAAGUAUUAUCAUUAUGUUGAUACGACGUGGUCACUUUGGUAGCCAAUGGUACUAAAACGAGUCCAAGGUAUCUAUUAAGACUACAAACAUAUUUCUGCCACACAAUGAAAUAUGGUGUGCCUGGUGACGAUGAGAUUUAAUGUAAAAUUAACUUGGUCAUACAUUUUUUGAAACUUUGUAAUGUGCUUCAGAGAUAUUUUAUGAAAUUUUGCUUUGUCAGGAGAGUGGUCGUGGAGCAUUAACAAUAUUUUGGAAACUACAUCUUAUAUGACUCGAGUGACAUCCUAUGGAUGCAAGGGGAAUGUGCUCAGGGUCCACCUUCUUCUUCUUAGAGUGUCAUGUCGUUGUAGGACGAUGGCACUGCCAUGUAGAAUUGCUGUCCAUUACCGCAAAUAUGUCAACCUAGAUUGAUCUAUCUAUUUCUUUCCUUCAAUUUUGCCAUUGAGAAUUAACCGUACAGAUCAAUAUCUUGGUCCCCUCAUUAAUUAUGUUCAAGAUGCUGUAGUGUACUCACAAAAGUAUGUUGGUGUAGAGUUCUUCGAACAUUCUUUUCUUGCUGGUUUUGUCCCAUAGUAUUUUGAUAUUUUUCGAUCCACCCACAUUCCAAACACCUCUAUUGCAUUCACCGUAGCAGUGUUCAGAGUACAACUUUUAUAACUAUACUGUCUGCGAAAACAUACCUCAGUCCAAAAGUUGACAGUUUGCGUGAUUCAGGGUGUCAAAGUUACAAUUUUAUUUUCUAUUUUCCACAUAUAUGUCUGAGUAUACUUUCCCUAAAAUAAUUGUAGGUCCCUUCAGGUGCAAGUCCUCGAGCUCCUCCUGUGUGCCCAAGGGCGGCUACAUGGCCUAUGACCUUGGCGUUAAGCAGUGGGGCUAGCGUUCAAUUUGAUAUUGGGAUUAUAUUGGAACGUUCCAUUCAAAAUUGAAAUUAGCAAUAAACUGAGCGCUUCACAGUUGUCUUUUUAUUCAAAAAUCCCGUAAAAAUUGAAAAAAGGCGUAGAAAACAAAUGAAAUAUAUAUCCUCUCUUAAAUUUAAUAUAUUAAAUAAUGAGUUGAAAAUGGAAUCAUAACUUUGCUUACACUACCCUUAACAUUUGAAGUUGUUUGGCAUUUUCUCUUAAGGGCAAUUUGGAGACUUUCUGUAUUACCCAUUGUGUCGUGUCUUGAAAAUAUUUGAGCAUCUGGAUAUGGAUCAUAUAAAGGGAGUACAACCUUUCAUUUGAUCCAAUAGUAAACUGACAUUGUUGUUUUCAUAUACAACGUGAGUUUAACUGAUUACUAUUUUUAGCUUCACUUCUUUGUAUCAGUAUUACUCAAUGAGGUUCUUAAUAAGGUGCCGCCAUUUGCCCCGAUUGUAAUGAAUUAUGUUUACGAACCCUGAACUCUUGUGAGAUAAAAUCUAGUGUAUAUUUUUGCUGAAUUUUGCGAACUAUUGAGAAGUAUACUAUACUACCAUAUUAGUGCAGGUGAUCGGAUACGGUUAUUUAACUUCGAGUGGCCUUAAAGUACCCUUCAAAUGCCUUCCUAGACCACUUAUGUCGUGCGCGUCUGGACUCGAAUUCUGAAUUGGUCUUCGAGGUGACCUUGACACAAGGUUGACACGACGUUGAGAUGCCUUCAUAGUGACUAAAUGACUUCUGAUUUGGACUUAUCAACCAGAAACGUGAGUGGCAUGUGGCUGGGCUCAAAUGCUCGGCUUCUUUUGAAAAUGUCCUUGAUAAACCUUGAGGUCUCCUCCAAGUGAAGCAAACUAACCCCAGAUUUGAAAACAAAAAACCCUAUUGUGCUGUAAGUGGUAUAAUUGGCCAUUUCAGAUCCCAAAGGUUAGAUUAACAAGCAAAUCCUAUGGUCAAGAGUAAAUUCGAACAAUAACGAUUCCGGACGACUUUACUCACACCAGUUUCCGUCACGAGA
Molecule: messenger RNA, 3460 nt
Organism: Acanthoscelides obtectus
Lineage: Eukaryota; Metazoa; Arthropoda; Insecta; Coleoptera; Chrysomelidae
Source: the annotation of a GenBank genome assembly